Solenopsis invicta (red fire ant) is the source of this 10236-nucleotide messenger RNA. RefSeq lists its product as uncharacterized. The transcript is spliced from 9 exons. The record is from RefSeq and is a predicted model, not a curated record. Lineage: Eukaryota; Metazoa; Arthropoda; Insecta; Hymenoptera; Formicidae. The coding region runs from base 2182 to 8928 and encodes 2248 amino acids.
GUCGGUAAAUAUGCAUUUAAAUGUGUCACAAACAGACAUUAUUUCAGUUGAUGGGAGCGGUCCACUUCUUUGACGAACAAUGUUGUGUAUCGGAGUCUGGUGAAAAUUAGGUGGUAAUUGAUUCCACACAGUUCCAUCUUUAGCGACGAAAGUGUUUGAGGAUGAUGGUUCGAUUGGAUCUUGAUUUUUGCUAACAUCGCUAUCAUCACUGCUUUCUUCUUCUCCGUUUGUCUCGAUUUCUAGUUUGUCUAAAAAUAAAUUUCUCAUUCAUAAUAUUACAUAAAUAUCGUAUAAUUUAUAUUAUAUAUAAUUUAUUGGAAAUUUAACAGACAAAUUUUUAAGCAUACUAUUAAAAUCAACAUCUGAAAUUUCUUCUAAUUGAUUCGCCGAUUAUGGUAUCCAUUCGUCAUCUUCGCUAUCGGAAUAAUUACUGUCGUCCGAAAAAGACAUAUUUUCAAUAGUUUCCAUAUUUUUUUAUUGUAUAAUUUUCUCUUUUUAAUGCUCAAUCUAUAAAAACAAUAUAUCUUUUUAUUCCGUAAUACUAAUUAAUAAUUUUUCAUACAUAUUACGCUUACCUGUUGUAACGUUUUGUUGUCACUUUAUUUAUAUUUGUUAUAUUAUUUAUAACAAAUAUGAUAUAACACCAAAUUUAAUAGCACCAAAAUAAAUACUAAAAUAUAAUAUAUUCUGCUGUAAUUAUUCGAGCGCAUCAAACUUCCUAACGCCUUUUCGAACAAACGUUUUAAGACUGAGCGACACGACCAGGCGCGACUAUACACACGUUAAAACAAGUUUCGACAGGCAAGACAGGGAAUGGGAGCCCUAACGGCUGCGCAUUCUAUUGUUCGAAAACGCGGGAAGCCAGAAAGGAAGGCCAAGAACCCAUUUACAGACUUUUUCUAUCUGCAAUGUAAGAAAUUCUAUAGUGGGUACCCGGGUACCCUGGUUGGUCAGAUAGCGUGCAACUUUUGGUUGGUCAAUUGAAGGUUAACUUAAAGAAAGUAUUUCUCUGUUAUUUCAUAUAAAUUUAAUUUACUAAUAAAAUAUAUUAAAAAUUUAUUUCUUAAUCCAUAUUAUAAUUUGAGUAAUCUACUUAAAAAAAUUAUCACUUUCUAAUUUAAUAUAAAUAAUACUUUUCAUUCAACUUAAUUUAAUCUUAAUGUAAUUUUUAACUGAAAUUGAGUCUUCCUGUUCGUAUAAAUUUAACGUAACUAAAUUUAUUUUAAGCUAUUAACUUUAAUUUAAUUUAAAACUAAUUAACUUAUAAAUAUUGUCUUCAAAUAAUAUUUUGUUCCUAAAUUACGAAAAAAUUUUAAUAAACUCGAGAAGAUUACCAAUUCUCUAAAUAGUAACAAAUAACAGAUUGUCGUUACGUAUAAAGAGUUGAAUUUACACGAAACGCACUGAGGGUAAAUAAAUUUCAUGAUGGCGCAGGUACCUCUGCUACAUAACGUUUAUAAAAUAAUUUUAAAAAUCUCCAUUAAGCGCAGGAAGUGUUAAUAUAUACGAUCAGAGAAAAUUAUUUAUAAAGACAUUCCGAAGAUAGCAUCGGGAACGUAUUUCCAUCACACGCGAACUUUGAAAAUAUCGGCAAGCUAACGUAAACAUGGCACUCCUUAAUAAUGUUCAAACUUAUCUUGAACACGUAAGUUCUCUCUUUCGCGAAGUUGGAGGAGAAGAGAUCGUGAACUUGACAUAUUGCGAGCACAUACUGCAACCUCUACUUAUCGUCAAGUAGCCUCGUGCGGCUACUAGCUUUAGCAAACUUUCCUUUUCUUUUUUUAGAAAUUUCAUAUUAAAUCUAAAAAGCAGUCACGCGCAAAACAGUUUACUAUAUUUCUAUACGUACACGUACAAAUAAAAAUCUUCUUUCUAAAAUAUAUUUAGAGGGCGCGAUUAUUAAUCGAUAACCAACGAUUGGAAAUGUGAAUUAAAAAUGUGAUUGAAGAUGUGACUUAAGAAAUCUUAAUUGCCAACCAACAAACUUUACAAAACUGUACUUUUGACAACUGCUCGAAAAAAAUCGAGAUGAUUAUUUUUGAAAAAGGAAAGACCGACAGUGCUGACGAUUCGUCAAUGGAUGAAUAUGUGCCUGUGUUUUCAAUUUGAAAGAGUUCGUGUGAGAAUCUGUCGAGGCGAGCACAAGGCCGACGACAUCCAGAAUUAAGAAAGCGAAAAGAAAUGCAUAUCCGGUCGCAACAGCUGGGCGCUCGCGGAGUCUCCAUGGACAUGAAGAUAUCACGGGCGGCUCAGGAAGACUCCACGUUUCCUAAUUUGGAAAAUAUGGCCCGCUUCCAGCAGAAGCAGCUGCAGGAGAAGGAGCAGAAGCUGCUACAGUUGUACGAUCAGCAGCAGCAGCGGGCCUACCAGGUGGUGCAGCGGGGUAGCGCGGGUUCCAGAGGCUCGAACGGUUCCAACACGGUCAGAAGCACGACGACGUCGACGACGACAGCGACGACGACCCACACGUCCUCGACCUCGCAAGGUGGUAAGGUGAGGCAAAUGUUCGACGAAAGGCGACAGACUACCGUGAAGGGAAUCGACAGGAGCUACCCGCUGGAACCGCUCGAGAACAAGCUGCGAAAGCAAGCAAAUACAAACGGUCUAGCAACGCAGAAGAACGGUAAUGUGACGGUGAAUCGGCAGUCCAUGAAACGCGUGGCGCGCGCGGACGUCAACAGCAAUAUUAACGGUGGCAAGCCCGUCGUUUCUUACCACGAAGAGAUCACUCGCGAAUCAUUCGGACCGUCCAUGCGUCGUCACAUCGACGACGAGGACGAGUAUGUUCUUGAGAAUCGCGUCGCCACGUUCGGAAAUGGUUAUUACCGUCACGAAGAUGACAAUGAGCAAGAAGAAAUGUUAGACCAGGAGACGAUGGAGAGAAAUCGCAUGAUGGCGAAGAUCCAUCUGAUGGGAUUCGACGAGACUCUUAAGCAUCGUGUGAGAAACGAUUUGGAGGGUGAGGAAUUUCCAGAAUAUCUUAUGGUGGAUGCCCCCGACAAGCUCUCGAAGAGGAACGUCACGAAGAAAUUGUCUCAGGCGGAAGAGCGACUCGAACGAUUCAAGAACACGAACGCGAAAAGAAGUAACAUGUCGAAACAGUCGACUUCGACAAGGAAGCGAUCGGAACAAGUGAUUCCGACAAAAUCGAAUUCCAGACCAUGGAGCGAGAUAGCCGGGACUUCCCCGAUCAGCGCGAGAAGCGGAAGUAGCCGCGGGACCUCAGAGAGCAGACAAAGGAUUCUCGAAAAUGCAAAAAGUCCGCCGUCGUUCAGAACCCGCGUGGUCGACGAAAUGCACGCGAGACAAAGGGAAGGUUCGGACACCGAGACAUUCAGUCAACGCACGAGUCCGCGAAGCUUCGCGACGAGAGACGUUACAAAGGCGGAAGCCAUUUCGCGAAUUUAUCCCAGGAAUAAUGAAUUCAAGUCAUUAACGUCCGAUGGAAAAAUAAUUGUGAGACGCAGCGCAAGUCCGCAGUUCUUUUGUAGAGAGUCCGAAAGAUCUGGCACGACUAUGAGCAUCGAUCGGAGAUCCGAUUCGUCCGGAUCGCCGUUACUUCAUCGGGAAACGUUAACGGAACAAAGAAGAAUUUCACCAUUUUUCCUCAAUGAAUCUCGCAGAACAAGCGAGCCUAAGUCACCAAUAUGGGGUAACACAAGAAUUUGGUCAAGACAAAACGUGACUCCACUGUUCGACGAGAAGAUAUUUAAGAGACGAGGCACCAGUCCGCAAUUCUUCUGCAGAGAAUCCGAACGAUCCGCGACGACUAUGAGCAUCGAUCGCGCGGCUGGCGAAUCCAAGUCACCGUCAUAUGGUUGGGAAAUGGUAAAAAAGCGAAGCGCAAGCCCGCGUUUCCUUCUCAACGAAUUUAAAUCGCCAACAUGGAAUGACGGAGGAAUUUUGUCGAGACAAAGCGCGAGCCAGCAAUAUCUCCGUCGUGAAUACAAAGGAGCCGAGACGGCCACGAGUACUGAUAGAGAAACUGUCGGAUCCAAAGCAUCCGAGUGGAGCAAGGGAACAGAGCGAAACAUGAUCGAUUUCGAGCGGAAGAAAGUCCAAACAAAUACAAGUCUCGAUCGACAAUCUCCUCCAUCUAAAUCGCCACUGUACGACGAGAAGAUAUUAAAACGGCGAAGUACCAGUCCGCAGUUCUUCUGCAGAGAAUCCGAACGGUCUGCCACGACUAUGAGUAUCGAUCGUGUAACUGGUGAAUCUAAAUCACCGCCAUACGAUUGGAGGAUAGCAACAAAGCGAGGCACAAGUCCGCGAUUCUUCCUGAAUGAGUCCAAGUCACCGAUAUGGAACAAAAAAAUUUCAUCAAGACAAAGCACGAGUCCGCGAUACCUCCAUCGUGAAUCCAAACGAUCCGAGACAGCUACGAGUACCGAUCGGAAAACUAUCGAGUCCAAAUUAUCCGAAUGGAACAAAGGAAUGUUAACAAAGCAAGGUAUGGCCGAUUUCGAACGGCAGAAAGUCCAAACAGGUACGAGUCUCGGUCGACAAUCUCCUCUUUCCAAAUCGCCACUGUACGAAGAAAAAAUAUUAAAACGGCGCAGCACCAGUCCGCAGUUCUUCUGCAGAGAAUCCGAACGAUCCGCCACGACUAUGAGCGUCGAUCGUGCGACUAGCGAAUCUAAAUCACCAUCAUAUGAUCGAGAAACAGUAACAAAGCGAAGUACACGUCCGCGUUUUCUUCUCAGCGACUCUGAACAAUCUCGCAGAACGAGCGAGUCCAAGUCACCAAUAUGGAGUGACAGAAGAAUUUCGUCAAGACAAAGCACGAGUCCGCAAUAUUUCAGUCGUGAAUUCAAACGAUCUGGGACAGCUACGAGUACGGAUCGAGAGACUAUCGCAUCCAAAUCAUCCGAGUGGAGCAAGGGAGCAUCGACAAAGCGAAGUACGACCGAUUUCGAACGAAAGAAAGUCCAAACGAGUACGAGUCUCGGUCGACAAGCUCUUCCAUCUAAAUCGGCAUUGUAUGAACAGAAAAUGUUAAGAAGGAGAAGCACCAGUCCGCAGUUCUUCUGCAGAGAAUCCGAACGAUCCGCGACGACUAUGAGCAUUGAUCGUGCGACUAGCGAAUCUAAAUCACCGUCAUACGAUCGGGAAAUAGUAACGAAGCGAGACGCAAGUCCGCGAUUCUUUCUCAGUGACUCUGAACAAUCUCGCAGAACGAGUGAGUCCAAAUCACCGAUAUGGGACAGAGGAACUUCGCCAAGACAAAGCACGAGUCCGCAAUACUUCACUCGUGAGUUCAAACGAUCCGAGACGGCUACGAGUACCGAUAGAGAAACUGCCGAAUCCAAAUCGUCCGAGUGGAGCAAGCGAAACACAAGUCCGCGAUUCUUUUGCAGAGAAUCCGAACGAUCUGGCACAACUAUGAGCAUUGAUCGCAAAGUUGGUGAACCUAGAUCGUCGAUCUGGUAUGAUCAGAAAGUAUUGACGAAGCGAAGCGCAGCUCCACGAUUGAACGGAAAAGCCGAGCGCCGAUCCGCAAGCACUAGGACGUCCGUCGACCGGAAAUACAAUGAAGUCACAUCGCGUGGAAUUACGCGGGACAAGCGUUCCACGAGUCCGCAAUUUUUCUGCAAAGAGUCCGAAAGAUCUGCUACAACGACGUUGAUCGAACCAAGAUCGAGACCAGCAAGCUCCACCAAAAAUAUAUUGAAGCAGCGCAAUUAUGCGUCAGAUACUUCCUACAGGCAAUCUGUAAAAUCUCCAAUUCACAAAAAGAUCGGUUCUACGAAAUACAGACACACUCCAAGUCCUCCGGUUACUAGGCACGAAGUGAAAAGAGCUUCGAAAAAGGACAGAGUCACCAGCAGUGUGACAGGAGCUCGCAGAUCGUCGAAAAUCUCGGAGAUCUCCACGACGUCGGCCAGUUCGAUCGUAAACCUCAAAUACGGUUUAGAAUUCGAUGACAUUUUCCAAUCAGUAGGACUCGUCCGUAAACUUAUGAAGUCCCAAAACGGGAAACAGCGCGCGAUUCGUCAAUCGCCUUCGAAACGCAGCACUUACAAGGACGUGAAUGCUCGAAUCUCCGCGAGAGGUAAUCAAUCGAGAAAUCGACAUGAAACUUCACCGCCCUUCCAAACAGCGAGAUCGCCGACUGUCAAAGGCGGGAAGAGAGCUACGCCGGAAUUCCCUCGCAAAAGUAUCACACCGACAGAAGUUGACAUGGACAUUCAAGAGAUUACUAUGACGGAUCAUCGUAUUGAGCGCGACAAGCUGCAAAAAGCGUCGAGCCCAAUACCGAAGCGGGAGUGUGAUGGAACGUACAUGAAAUCGUCCAGCGGUAAAGCGAAAUUCAAAACUUCGAUCACUUAUCCUGUUCGCAAAACGCGUGGACAGAGAGAGUCCGUUUUAGGAUCAAAGGAUUUCAAGUCGGAGGCAGAUGCCUCCGAAAGUAGAGUUGGCAGCCGGAGAGCGACGUCUCCUGAUUUUUCUAGAGUAGGAAAAUAUCCCGACACGAUCUCGCCGAUUUUAUGCGACGGGACCAAGGGAGCACGCGCGAAAUUCGAUCAACCGCUAAGCUUGCGGUCCGCGCGACUGACGCAGGUCGCCGUAAAGGACGGAAAUUUGUCCGCAAACGAUGAAUGUAAUCGGGAAAGAGGAAGAGACGAGGGUAAAAAUGUGGCGGUAGAUGAGGUUGACGCUGGGACCGGCGUAAAGUAUCAAACGGCAGUCGAAGCCGCUUUGAGCGGAGAGACCAAGGAUUAUCCCAAAAUCGCUCGCCCAAACUCCGCCGAGCAGAUCACAAGCGAAAAGGUCGUUCCCCACGAAACGACGCAGAAGCCGAUGAAGUCGAGUACUUCAAAGAGAACAAUUUCUCCGACGAGAGAAUGUAGCCGGCGACACGACGUGCAGUCUAGAGUUUCACGAGUCUCACCUUUGCGAAAAACGGCAGAAACUUGUCGCAUCUACGCGAAAACUCCUUCGUUCCGGAGUACCGUGUCAAACGCGGAUCAAAUCUCCGCGUCCAAAUUUUCGACGCACCCUGUGAAAGAUCGUGAACGCGACAGUGUACUAGUCGCAAAAAAAUUGGCGGAGUCGUUCGAUAAAGUGAGCGUAAAACGCAAGAGCGAAGAGCCGAGGGACGAGUUUUUCAAAGUGCGACGAUUCGAUACCGUAGGCGCGAAAUUUGAACGUUCGUGCCAGACGAGCUUCCGGACAAUUCCGGGGAUCUCCUUACGAACAAUGGACAGCCAAGCGAAAGCUCCUGUUAAAGUGGCAAUCGCCUCGGAAGGAACAACGGGACCCUCUCGCGAAGUAGCGGAUCAUACGACUUUACGAUCGACGCUAAAAUCUCCAGUCGGCAAAGGUCUGAAAGCUAAAAACGCCGCGUGUAAAAGUGAUUUGAGAAUUCUCCAAAAGGAGACUCGAUUCUCCGGAAAACCAGCGAAAGUCGCAGGCACCAUCGAAAGUAAGAGAUCGGCGAAAAUUCGAUCGCCUACGUGCAAGCGGCGAUUGUUCGAAUUCGAUUCGGAGAAGGGGAUUCACGAAGAGCGCUCAAAGACAAGUUGCGCAAGAGCGCGGAAGGAUGAGAAUUGUUCCUUGGUAAAUUUCCGAGUUCGCGAAGACGAAGCAGUUUCGAGCGUAAGAUCUUUCGAAGGUGUCGACGUUACGAGAGAAUCGGAAGAAACAUCCACGUUUUCGGUGAAACCGUUGCGGUCCAUCGAGAACAUUCGCAAAUCGAUCGAUAACGAACGACACAAGUUAGCCGCUACGGAAGAGUCGAGGUCAGCGAUUGCAAAUCGGCGUUGGGUCUCGCGAGAGGGUGUCGACGCGAGGAGAGGGAGACAUCCCACGACCGAUGCAGCGAAAAACGUGUUUCUCGAUCUCGCGAGGCUGACUAAAAUUAAAUCCUGUGUAUCCAGGAUGACGAAGAGUCCGAGUCCCGAGUCGGCUAUGACAAAGCAGCGUGAAACGAAUUUACGAGCGAGAGGAAGUACUCCUUCGUCUCCCUCAAAAAGUCCUGACGUCGCCUCUAGGCGCACGACUGCAGAAUCGAGGAAUCAAGAAACAAAGUCCUCGAGAAGAACGACGGUCGCAAGAGGCGCGGAUUCGAUUGGAAAUAAAGCGGUCGACAACGCGGACGGUAUCGUUUACCGAAACGAUUCGCCGAAUGAAUCCACGACAAGAAAAUCCGACGCCUUUACGAUCGAUUUCGACGAUCGACCAUCGAGAGAGGAUGACGCGAUACCGUCGAAAAAAUCACCGAUCAAGAAAUCUAACGACAAGCAACAGACAGCUUCCAGUGCAUCAGGUCGGCCGACCUCGUCAAAUUCUAGUGUUAACUUAAUUCAAGAUUCCAGUGCGAAAGGUAGAAUGGCGGAAAAUGAAAGAGCAAAAGGCUUAGGAAAAGGAGGAGGCAAAAAUAAAGGUAAAGGUAUAGAAAAGCCUUCUUCCAGUAAUGGCAAGCUUGCAAACGCGCCAAGUUUCAACGAAGAUGCAACUAAUGACACGAAGGGCCUGGUAAAGUGUAAAAUGUGCGGGCGCAGCUUCGCGCAGAAUCGAAUCAGUCUCCACGAAGAGAUCUGCGUGAAAACGAUGACUAAGAAGAGGAAGCAGUUUGACCCAGUGAUGUCGCGAGUCAAAGGAACCGAACUUGAGCCUUUCGUUAAGAAAGGUCUCUCUAAACGAGAGACAAAAACGAAGAAGCCGGAAACGAAGACAGACUGGCGACGCAAGCACGAGGACUUCAUCAACACGAUCCGCUACGCGCGGGAGACGCAAGCACGUUUGGCGGCGGGUGGAAAUUUGAACGAUCUGCCGCCACCGCCGCCCAGCGAUACCAGUGAUUACGUCGAGUGCGAGCACUGCGGCCGAAAGUUCAAUCGGUCCGCCGCAGAGCGGCACAUUCCCAUUUGCAAGCGUAUGCACGACAAGAAGCAGACGCAAGCGCCGAGGGCGCCGAGACGCUAGAGAGGCAAUGUCGCGACGACACCCAGCCCCUCUCCGCGAAGAAAGAAGAUCAGCCUUGUACUCCCCGAUAAAUUAACAUCUACUUCUUUUUUUCUUUUACCUUCACGCACUCUUCCCUUCGUCCCCUUUCCGCCGAUUCACAAGCGUAACACUUCCCUUCGUGUCGUACGCGAGACGCGAUUCGCUCCAUUUCAAAAUUUUCGCUUGCUUCACGUCUAACUUUUUGUGAAAACUUGUUUUAAAAUGUUUGUAUAAAUUUUGGAAGAAGUUUGUCAGAAAUAUUGAGAAAAUCUACAUCUUUUUUCAAAAUUUUUUAUAUAUGUACAUUCUAAAAUAUUCUGAGAUUCGUAUAAGAAAUUGAGAAAUUUUCUAAAAAAUUAAGUUAUACAGAAAUUCUGAAAACUUUUGAAAUUUAUGUAAAAAUUUUGAAAAAUAAAUGAGAAAAAUUUUUACUAAAGAAAUUUUUUUCUAAACUUUUAUAUAAGUUUUCAGACUUUUUGUGUAAAUUUUUGUGUAAAGUUUUUCAAAAUGUACAAUCUGUACAAUUUUAAAACUUUUAUAAAAUUUCUUAGAUUUUUUUAUACGAAUUUUAGAUUAUUUCAUAACAUAUAUGAAACAUUAUUCUAAGAAAGUGAACUUAAAGAAGAUGUAUAUUUUUUCAGUACUUCUGAAAACUUUCCAAUUUGUGUGAGAAUUUGGAAAGAAAUUGUAACUAGGAACAUAAACAAAAAAAUAAAAGUUUGAUAGACUGAAAGAUGAAGAACUCUAAAGAAAGUUUCUAAAUUGUCUUAAAUUUUAUUAAUUAAAGACAACAAGAAAGUAGUUCCAGUUUCAAUAUAAUUUGCAGCACUAUGAAGCUAUCGGUUCAAAUCGGUUUAAAUUAAGUGAAGCAGACGAAAAUUUCAUUAACAGUAAAAAGAUUAUCUAUGUAAACUAACGGAUAUGUCGUAAUUAGUCAACGAAUUCGAGGUGAUCGAAUAUGACAACAAUAAUCAUUGAUGUUUAAAGUUAAUGAACCGCCGAUAAAUGUCGCUUUUCAUACGUGAUGCUGUUAUCGCCCAAGCGGGUGCUUUGAAUAACUAUCGAUAAAAUUUUUUAUCAAUCAAAUUUUAUACUCGUUUCGUAAUUAAGUGCAAAUUUUAUAACCGCAAGGAUUGUACGCACGAAAUGAAAAUGUAAAAGGAAGAUGCGCCAAUUAAUUUACAUGAAGGAAAUAUAUUAAAUAUGGCACAAAUGUGGGAGUGAGCAACAUUGUAAUUCUUUUCGUGACAAAAUAAUAAAUUCCUCCUCAGUCUUAAAUUUCAUCAA